UCUGAUAUUGUUUUUCUGACUUGGUUUUUCAAUCAAAUACUGCUGUGUUCUUAGUGCUUAAAAGUACUAAGCGCACUACUAAUAUACAGUUCAGUAAAAAAAACAGUUUCUGGCGAAAUAAAUAAGAUAAAUUUCUUUAAAAGAAACUGUAUGAGUACAAGGUCCAACUGAAACGAAACGCAAACCAACGAGCGACUACUUAUGAUAUAGCAAACUAGCGAAUGGAAAGUAAAAUAAACAAAUCUGCUUAGUUGACUUCUGGCCCCACGGGAAUGCUCACUUUUCUCCUGGGCGACGGCACAUUUGCAUUUUCGAUUCGGCACCGGAAAGAUUGGAGGAGUUGGUGGCUCACAGCGGGCAGUUGGCCCCACACAAUGCCAAUGGGGAUUGAGAGAGGCUGGUGAGGAUUGAGAGGUGGGCAGACUUAACUAGAAACUGUAGAUUGUCCGCCGUCCCAAGGCCGGUUGAAUUUAUGGCCAGGUGCCAAUUGAGGUGGGGGCCCAUUGAAAAAUGCCCCCAUACUGGCCACACUAAUUAGUUUGCCCAAGAUCCCGAGGCGGUUGCAUAAUUUAGGUAGCGAAUUCCUGGGCCAGGCCUAAAACGCCCACACAUCACAGAGGGAACUGGAUCUUUCCUGGAAAUGAUAGCCGCUUAGGGCCAUGCUAAUACCUCCACCCUUCCUGGAAGCUGCCAUCCUGCCCUGGCACUCCACAACCCAGCUCCACAUCCCAGCUCCAGAGAUCGUAACCCGAGGUGGAUCUGCUGUGAUCCACAUUUGCAUAAUUGCAGACCAAAGUCGGCGCUGACUUUCCGUCUGAUUAAUAAUAUUAAUAAUUCGCCUAAAAGUGAUUUCAUUUUUCUGAAAUGGGCAAUAAGAAGAGGAGACGUUUAGACCAGAAGCUCUCCUUACACCAGAGACUCCUGGGCGGUGUCCAAAACAGUUUCGGAUCACCGCUGGCCAAUGAGGCGCGUUUGUCCUCGAAUAGGGUUAAUGGAAUGUCCGACUUGGAAGCCUUCAUCAAUGUGCUGAAAUGUGGCUUUGGUACUGGCUGCCUGGCUAUGCCACAUGCUUUUCUGUAUUCGGGUUGGUUGGUUGGUCUUAUAGGCACCUUUGCCCUGAGCUCCUUCAUGCUCUAUGCCAUGCAUAUACUGCUUCAUCACAUCAAUAACUUGGGCAUCCAACACAAAAUGCCCAUGAUCAGCUAUCGAAAGGCAGUGGAACUUGCUAUCAUGAAAGGACCUCGCAAGUUUCACUUCCUGAGCAAGCCCUUUGGUUAUUUAGUGGAUGUCCUGCUGUGUGCCUAUCACUUCGGUGUGGACUGCGUCUACGUGGUUUUCAUAGCCAAGAGUUUGAAGCAUCUGGGGGAUAUGUACUUGUGGUUCUGGGAUGAGAGGCUUUACAUGGCCUUGAUAGCUUCGCCGCUGAUUCUAACAUUCCUAAUUCGCGAUCUCAAAAGCCUUGUGCCGUUUGCUAUAAUAUCCAACAUCCUUCUUCUAACAGGCUAUGGCGUGAUUUUGAAAUACCUAUUCCGAGAUCUCCCUGAGUUCGAACCACUUCACGCCAUUCAGCCGCUGAGAAACUUUCCCAUCUUUUUUGGCACUGUACUUUUUUCCAUUGAAUCUCUUGGUGUGAUCCUUUCGCUCAGUCGAAGUAUGCGAAAACCGGAGAACUUGAUGGGCACCUGUGGCAUCCUGAAUCAAGGCAUGAUCGUGGUGAUCAGCUUCUAUGCGAUCUUUGGCUUCAUUGGCUAUUGGCGAUAUGGCCAAAAUACAGCCAACUCCAUACUGCAGAAUUUGCCCCAAGAAGAAUUCCUGUCACAAUUGGUGACUGGCAUGUUUGCCCUGGCCAUAUUUUUCAGUUAUGCCCUGCAAGGAUACGUAACUGUGAGCAUUAUCUGGCGCAAUUACUUGGAACCGGAACUGGAGGACACAUACUCAAGGGCUGUAGAGUUCCUGCUGAGAAUCGCGUUGGUCAUCGCCUCCGUGCUGGUGGCCAUCCAGUAUCCGGACUUUGGUCUGCUGCUCUCCUUUGUGGGCUCCUUUUGCCUGGCCCAACUGGGUCUGAUCCUGCCGGGCAUCGUGGACAUCUGUCUGCGCUAUGAGCAGGACUACGGCCCUGGAAGGAUCUUUCUCCUGCGAUCCUUGCUAUUCAUUUGCAUGGGCUUGGCUGGCGGAGUGGCCGGUACAGUGGUAUCCCUGCGAACGCUCUACGCUCGCUAUCCGGUUGUAAGGAAAAAGGUAUAGAUACAUUAUAUUUCCAGAUACUAGCUAUGCUUAUUACUUAGUGCAGUUAAAAGAAUGUAUAUAAAUAAAAUAAUAUUUUUGGAUAAUUUUAUUAAGAUUUA
Drosophila yakuba is the source of this 2345-nucleotide messenger RNA. Its product is annotated as proton-coupled amino acid transporter-like protein CG1139. Gene Ontology annotation, biological process: amino acid transmembrane transport. The transcript has 8 exons. The record is from RefSeq and is a predicted model, not a curated record. Gene Ontology annotation, molecular function: amino acid transmembrane transporter activity. Lineage: Eukaryota; Metazoa; Arthropoda; Insecta; Diptera; Drosophilidae. The coding region runs from base 865 to 2244 and encodes 459 amino acids. Gene Ontology annotation, cellular component: vacuolar membrane.